UCUACACUGCCUUUGUGUCUGGCCGGCUCCGGUCUGCACCGCGAACCCAAUCGAGGCGUCGUCAUCUCGGCCGCCGCCAUGGAUGUGCUGGGCAAGCGGGAGCGGAGACGAUGCCAUGUCAAGAGCUUUCUGAAGCGGAACUGGCUGCUCAUCGCCACCGUCGCCGCCGUCCUCCUAGGUAUUGGUCUUGGGGUGCUGGUGAGGGAGCAUGCCUCCCUGUCCCAGCUCCAUAAGCAGUACUUUGGCUUCCCCGGGGAGAUCCUGAUGCGGAUGCUGAAGCUGGUCAUCUUACCCCUCAUCAUCUCCAGCAUGAUCACAGGUGUGGCGGCUCUGGACUCGGAGGUGUCUGGGAAGAUCGGCCUGCGCGCUGUACUCUACUACUUCACCACCACCAUCAUCGCUGUGGUCCUCGGUAUCCUGUUGGUGACAACCAUCAGGCCAGGGGUGUCUCAGGAUGCGGACCACAUAGACAGAGCAGGCACAACACCCAAUGUCACCACUGUGGAUACACUGCUCGACCUCGUCAGGAACAUGUUCCCAGAGAAUCUGGUCCAGGCCUGUUUCCAGCAGUAUAAGAGUCAGCGUAAAGAGCUGGAUCCUCCCAAGGCUCCACCUGAGCCCACUGCAGAGCCCACUACAUUCCCCUCAUUCACCACCAUCAUGGCUACCGUUGCACAGAAUCUGAGCCAGGUGGAUUACAAGGAUUACAAGGUGGUGGGCGGCUAUACGAGUGGUGUGAACGUGCUGGGCCUGAUCGUCUUCUGCGUGGCGUUCGGGCUGGUGAUCGGCAAGAUGGGGGAGAGGGGGCGCAUCCUGCUGGAGUUCUUUGACGCCCUCAACGAGGCCACCAUGCGACUGGUGCACAUCAUCAUGUGCUAUAUGCCAGUGGGCAUCCUGUUCCUCAUCGCUGCCAAGAUCAUUGAGGUGGAGGACUGGGACAUCUUCAGGAAGAUGGGCCUCUACAUGGUCACUGUGCUCAGCGGGUUGGCCAUUCACUCUCUCAUCUUCCUGCCUGCCAUCUACUUUGUCUUUGUGAGGAAGAACCCGUACACCUUCGCCCUGGGCAUGGCACAAGCACUGGUCACCGCACUCAUGAUAGCAUCCAGUUCUGCCACUCUGCCGGUGACGUUCCGCUGCGCGGAGGAGAAUAACCGUAUCGAUAAGCGCAUCACGCGAUUCGUGCUGCCGGUGGGUGCCACUAUCAACAUGGACGGCACGGCACUGUAUGAGGCAGUGGCGGCCAUCUUCAUUGCGCAGCUCAACGACAUGCAACUCGACAUAGGACAGAUUGUCACCAUCAGUAUAACUGCCACGGUGGCGAGUAUCGGAGCUGCAGGAGUUCCAAACGCUGGACUGGUCACUAUGGUGAUCGUGCUGACUGCCGUGGGCCUGCCCGCCAGUGAUGUCACACUCAUCGUGGCGGUGGAUUGGCUGAUUGACCGUUUCCGUACGAUGAUCAACGUGCUGGGCGAUGCGUUCGGAGCGGGCAUCGUGGAGCGUCUCUCUCGGCGGGAACUGGAGCGCAUGGACGUGUGCUCGGAGGUGGGCGUGGCCAACCCCUUCGCCCUGGAGACCACCCUGGAUGACGAGGAGUGUGAGAAGAAGUCCUACGUCAACGGGGGAUUCACCGUCGACAAGACGGACGCCGUCUCCUUCACAGAGACCUCGCAGUUCUAGAACACACAAGAAGGGCAGAGGGAGGCGGUGAGGUGUUCUAGAAUCUUUUG
This is a messenger RNA of Engraulis encrasicolus (European anchovy), 1727 nucleotides long. RefSeq names its product solute carrier family 1 member 1 (gene slc1a1). NCBI's taxonomy places the organism in Eukaryota, Metazoa, Chordata, Actinopteri, Clupeiformes, Engraulidae. The transcript has 12 exons. Gene Ontology annotation, cellular component: plasma membrane. Bases 79 to 1677 code for a protein of 532 amino acids. Gene Ontology annotation, molecular function: glutamate:sodium symporter activity; L-glutamate transmembrane transporter activity; L-cysteine transmembrane transporter activity. Gene Ontology annotation, biological process: L-glutamate transmembrane transport. The record is from RefSeq and is a predicted model, not a curated record.